AUGUCGGAUAUAGGUCAGAGGAGAGCGGAGGCUGAGACAAUCGUGAACAUCCUGCUGGUUGUGGCUACGCUCCAGCAGAUGCUUGAUCUUCCCAAUGACUUUGACUCUAGCGACCUAGAGUUUACAGAAUAUUUCCUGCAGCUGAUCAUCAUCCUCAGGGUGCCCGGUCUGCCCAAUUGGCAGUCACACAUAGGCUGGCUUGGCCUAUUCACCCCCGAGAUGACACUGCUUGCUAUGGACACUUUCAACGACUAUCUGAAAUACCUUCAACAGACUCAAUCGGUGGCGCGCCCUCUCACAUACGACCGGCGCCAGAGAUUAGGGGAGAAUGUAUGGUUUGUCAUAUUUGACGACCAGAGUGACAAGGAUUUCAAGCGAAAUGCAAGGAUGUCCAAGAAAACCUUCCACAGUCUUUGGGAAGUCAUUCAAGACGACGAGGCUUUCCACAAGAAUUCAAGGAAUCCUCAGGAGCACUUGGCGUACCAAUUGUACACCACCUUAGUUCGCUUGGGACGACGAGGGAAUGGCAUGUCCCAUGGAGAGGUUGCUGAGAAAUUGGGGAUCAAAGCUGGUACAUCAUUCCUAUGGACUAUGAGAACUCUGGAGGCUAUUCACAGGUCCCUCGGCAGCAAGAAGUGUAUUUCUUGGCCUGAUCCCAAAGAGAGAAAGAGGAUUCGCAGGGAGUUUGGCCUGACAUCUCCUUUUAAGAAGUGUGUGGGCCUUAUUGACGGCACUCUAAUUGAAUUAGAGUAUGUCCCUGGGCGCGAGGAUAAGCGCCUGUGGUAUAGGAGGAAGGACACCUAUGGGUUCAACGUCCUUGUAGUUGCAGACCAUGAGAGUCGUAUCCGUCUGAUACAAUUGGGAUUCCUGGCGUCAAGCCAUGAUCAGCGAGUCUAUUGCAACACUCGAAUGUACCAGGAACCUGAGCACUACUUUUCUGAUGGCGAGUACCUCCUUGCGGACAGUGGAUUUACACCCAACCCAAACUGUGUUCCAAACUACAAGAGCAAUGCUGGAGGUCGAAACAGGCAUGCAGGUGCAGCCAGAGACCACAAAGUCUUCAACGACCACGUCAAGAAGGUCAGAGUGCGCAUAGAACACACCAUUGGCUACUGGAAGGCGCGCUUUCAGAGUAUCAAGCUGCUGUCACCACAAGUGAGGUCUUCUGAUCACCAUGUCCUCAAUAUGAGCGUCUGGAUUGUGGUAUGUGCAGGUUGGAAAUAUGGCGUUUUGAAGGAGCAGUCGCUGACACUCAUUCAUCAGGUCACUGCGCUACUUCACAACUGGGUCAUUGACCAUGAAAACCUUGAAGAUGAGGAAAUAAUUGACCCCAAUGAUUUGGAGGAGAUCAUGCGAGAGGAGGCAGUAGCUAGUGACAGACUGGACCAAGAAGCUAUCCAGGAGCUCACCAAGGCCAAGCGGAACGAUAAUGGGUGGAGGCGUGAGGCUGUGCGAAGACAGAUCGAAGGCAUGCAAGCGCGGGGAGAGAACGUUGCGUAUGUGGAUCCAGAGUAA
Messenger RNA from Cryptococcus amylolentus CBS 6039, 1515 nucleotides. RefSeq lists its product as hypothetical. NCBI's taxonomy places the organism in Eukaryota, Fungi, Basidiomycota, Tremellomycetes, Tremellales, Cryptococcaceae. The coding region runs from base 1 to 1515 and encodes 504 amino acids. The record is from RefSeq and is a predicted model, not a curated record. The transcript has 4 exons.